AUGAAAACAUCAGCUGUCGACGCGAAUAUUAGAUCCCUCAAUCGGACAUGGCUCUGUGAGGUUACGCAGGUCCUGAUCGACCAUUACCAAACCACACUUCAAGAGAAGCUGACCACCAUUCGUACCAAGUCUUUAUCAUCACCUGCCGUCGACCGCAUCGUUUCUCAUGCCCUGUCCUGGGCCCGUCGCUCCUAUGGGAAACGUUUCACUCAAGCUGUAAUCUCCAAAGUCUACCAAACAAUCAACGAAACAAAAACCAGAGUAACCAUAUCUCUACCAACUGAAAUGGACACUACACCUGCACCAUCUAGAGCCACCACGCUGCCGAACCAAACCCCUAAACGAGCCCGAAGUUCACCUACCCCCAGUCCAGCAGACAUAGGUAAACGCUCUCGUAGAGAGGGCACACCCCUUCUCUUUUCACUUUCAGACUCGUCUUCCCCUUCCACACCAUCUGAAUCUUCACCACGUGAUCCAGGAUCCGCCAACUUUUCUUCCUUCUGUGCGUUUUUGGACCAGCAAACCACCCCUCAGUCUCCAUCCAAGUCGAGACGUGUAUCCAGACCUUCCCCUCCUCGAACCAGAUCCCAGUCCGUUCCCAAUGCUACAAUUCUAACAACUACCAAACCAGUACCAAUCACACCGUCGACGACCAUUAUAUCCGCUACCAAACCGUAUUAUCACCAAACCAAGGACAAAUCAUUAUGGAAACUACCUGCUCUAAAGAAAUCAACCUUAAUAAUUGGAUCAUCUAACCUGAAUCGAAUUACCAAAACCAGUUCAGACACCGAAAUACAUUCUUACCCCGGUGCCCAAAUCCAUCACAUACAGUCAAUCCUGGAAUCAUACGACCAUGAUCCCAAACCUACUACCAUUAUUCUUCAUUUUCAACAGCUUGAUCCAUUUUUCCUUCGGUAUUGUGAUAACUGA
Lottia gigantea (owl limpet) is the source of this 930-nucleotide messenger RNA. RefSeq lists its product as hypothetical. The record is from RefSeq and is a predicted model, not a curated record. The coding region runs from base 1 to 930 and encodes 309 amino acids. The transcript is spliced from 2 exons. NCBI's taxonomy places the organism in Eukaryota, Metazoa, Mollusca, Gastropoda, Lottiidae.